GUUUAAAGAUAAUAUUUGAAAACAAAAUCGUAUAAUAGAAUUUGUGAAAGGGACUCUGGGAAAAAAGGGCCUCCAGCAGCACGUAGAGAAUACUGUACAGUCUCUGCUAAGAAACAGGUUCACUUUCGCCAGUAUUACCAGCCACACAAGAAGGGGUACACCUCAAACAGGAGUCUUAUCCCCACUGCUGUGGAUUUUUACGGCAAAUGCGCUGAUUCGAAAACUGAAGAGCACGGUCUGUGAUGUGGUAGCAUACGCUGACGACAUUGCCCCAACAGCGACUGAUUCAACUUCGUCAUGGCUCUGUCCAAACGACCGCUCACCAAGGAGACCGCUUUGGCUGAAAGCAACAACAACAACAACAACAACAACCAGAGCAAGAGUGAGGAGCACGAAACGGCAGUGAAGCGUAAAAAGCGCUCAAGUCGCGAUGAGGAGUCGACCAAUAAUAAUAACAAUAACAACAAUACCAAUAACAACAACAGCGGCAAUAACAAAGUUGAGGAAAAAUUGUCAACUUUGCCACAGAAGAAACGCGCUGUAAGCAAUUGCAGCAGCAACAACAACCAUAAUAACACAAAUAAAACAAAUCCAUCACCACACGACGUUGCCAUGUUGCAUAGCUCAGUUGCCAACAACAAUAACAACACAAUGCACGCCACACAUUCACCAGAACGCACGCAAACGGUUAGCACAACAACACCCACGAAGGUGAACGCUGACGAUCAGGACGACGAGACGCUUAUACGUGAAACACAAGCCGCACUCAAGAGUCUCUCGGGCAGUUGGCCAGCUGAGGCACGCAAUAAUCUGUAUCGGCUGCAGGAACAAGACGAGAAUCCGCCACCAUUUCAAAAUCUCUUCGAAGAGAAACAAAAACAAAAGGAAAACGAUCAGGCGCGUAUCAAUGCACAGCAGCACAGCGAGCUCAUGACGUUGGACGAACGCAAACGAUGCACAGCCUUCUCACAAGCGUCCGCCUUUAAACCGCCCAAUGAUUUGAGACGCAAUGGACUCAUAACCGCCUACCCAGCGCCACCACCACCACCACCACCGGGCGUUGCACCAAUGACAUCCGCUGCAACAACGUCCCUACCAUCGAGCUUACCACCGCCGCCACCACCAACACACUAUCCCAUCUACAGCAGUAAUGACUCAUCGGCUGCUUAUCUUAGUUAUCAACAACAUGCGCUGGUCGAACCCAAUUCGUUGUCCAUGCUCGCUACACGUCCAACGCCACCAACUGCCGGCGGCAAUGGUUUCGAUAUAGCCUCACAAAUUGGCGCCAACGAGAACAAACCAACGUUAUCAAACGCAACGGGGGAGCUGCUAAAACACGGCGAUGUUUUGAGCUCUACUGCUCCCCCAAUUGGUGCCGGUGUUGGUGCUGGUGCAGGUGUUGGCGCUGAUACCAAGCACUAUACAAUCUUGCAACCGGCUGGUGUGGGCAGUCGUGCGGCUUCGGUGUUGCAGGAUAUAGCGCGUGAGGGCGCUGUCACAGCGGUCACUGCUGUGGGCAACAACAGCAACAGCGGCGGUGGACCAGCGGUUAGUGUGCCACAGCCGACCUACUCGCCGGGCAGCAUCAAUCGUGGCGAUGGCACCAAAUGCCCCACGCCAAGCUGUAACGGUCAAGGACAUAUCACGGGACUUUAUUCACAUCAUCGAAGCUUAUCUGGUUGUCCCAAACGUGAUAAAGUCACCUCAGAAUCUGUAGUAGACACAUUCAAGACCGAACCGAAGGAGUUGAAUCAUUUGGAAAAGUUGAAAAUCGCUUCGAAUCAAUACUUGAAUAACAACAACGUCAGCUGCAUCAACCAUAAUAGCGGACACUGCACGACCAGCAGCAGCAACAGCAACACUUCCGCCAACAACAACAGCACACUCAGCCUCAACUCGAGCACGAACACAACGGCAGUGACCAACUCAAGUGGGGCGAGCAACGCAAUGCCAAUUAUCAAAUCGGAAUUCAGUCCGGUCGCCAGCGUCAAGUCCGAAUACAAUAAGAGUCCCAUGCAUCCAUACAUGAACAACAAUGCGGACCCCACAGCCGGUGGUAGUGGUACAGUUGGCAAUGGCGUUAGCGUUGGUGGCCCAAGCGACCAGCACACAGCCAAUGGUAAUACUUCAACGAACGUUGGCGUUGUGUCCACCACAAAUUCAGAUAAUUUGCACGCGCCGCACUUGAGUGGAGUCCGAAGUGCGACCGGAACACUUCAAGCAUCCGGCUACGUGAGCAUGCAGCAGCAACAACAACAACAGCAGCAGCAGCAACCAACUCACACAAUGGCCGACCCACAUCAGCAACAACAUCAACAGCAGCAGCAGCAGCAGGCACAACAACAACAACAACAAAGUCCACAUAAUCCACAUCAACAGCAACAGCACACGCUACAUCAACAACGCGGACCAUUCAUCGAAGACUCAUCAGCACUAAUGAUGUCCGCCGGCAAUGGAGCUUCCGUGAAUGGUGCCGAUCCAUAUCGCACCGAUGGUCACCACGAUGACGCCCAACACCAACAUCAGCAACAUCAACAACAACAACACUAUGAGCAUAUGCGCUAUGCCCACCAUAUGGUCAAUGGGGGUGUUGGUGGCGAUGGUUCUUUGACAGGCGGUAAGCCGCCCACCUCCUCUUAUGGCCAAGAUAUGCUUACAGCCAACGGUGGCACUCCCACUGAUGCGCUCUCGCCCAAUGCACGCGCUUACGACACAAAUCCACCGACUUCGCUAUCAUCCGCCGCCGCCGCUGCUGCCUACGGUGAUGCGACGGGAGUGACUAGUAUUGCUGGCAUGCCGACGGCUUUUGAACGUUACGAUCCCAUUUGUAAUGGCCAACGUCAAGGUCCACCCUCGAAUAUGUACCACUACCUGCCACAGUCCGCAGAUGACUUGCAGGUUCAACAGCAAAAGUACUUGCAGGAGCAGCAAAUGUUAAUGGCGAAAGCGGAACAUGAUGAGCUCGCCAAUGGCGGACCAAUAUACCCACGACCUAUGUAUCAUUAUGAUCCGAGUAUGGGUCCACUGCCACCGGGUUUCUCUGCUAUUAAUUUGUCUGUGAAAAUGGCUGCAGCUCAGGCGGCAGCUGCUGCGGCUGCAUAUCAAAAUCAGCAACAACAGCAGCAGCAGCAACAACAACAACAACAGCAGCAGCAACAGCCACAACCGAAACAGAGCGGUUCGCCAUCACCACCUGGCGCACCCGUAGUUGACUUGUCAGCCUCCGCUUCGGUAACUUCAUCCAGUCCGCAUGGUUUCAACUCGCCAUCAUCACACAACCAGUACAGUCAACGUAUGGGCGCUGGUAGUCCACAGCCCGGUGCGAGCCCCAACAUUGCCAGUCCGCAAGUGCCAAGCCCACAGGGACAGACGUUGGAUCUAAGCGUGACCCGUUUGCCACACAGUAUUAUCACCAGCCCACAAUACGGCACGCAUCCCGACGGUCUAGUCGUUGGACAUCCACAAGGUUUUGGACCGGGUGUGCCACCCACAGGCCCUAACGGCGCGCCACGUUCACCACAAAUGGAACCAGUUGAUUUUAGCGGUCCGCCACGACCACUCGGUUUCGGCUUGGUCGGUCAUAUAGGCGGACCGCGGCCAUAUAGUCGUGAAUCUACACCGGAUAGUGGCGGUUCACACUAUAUCGAUAGCUAUCGUGAUCCAAGUGGCUACUCACCUCAUCCCGGCUACGGCAUGGUCGUACAAUCUGAUUAUCCCCCAGCCGGCUAUCAUGGCUACGGUCCAGCCGCAUAUCAAUGCAGCAAUCCUUAUGCAACUGCUGUCGGUCCCGGCGGAUAUCCGACACCCGUAUCGGGUGGCUACUCACCCAGUCCAGCAUCGUGUUACUCCAUGCCGCCACCGCAGCAUAUACCACAACAUGACAAGACAAAGGAUAGCUUAACGGGCUGUACGCGCAGCGAUCGCAAUCAUCUGCAGCCACAUUCACAAGAACUGAAAUGCCCUACGCCCGGUUGCGAUGGUUCGGGUCAUGUCACUGGCAAUUAUUCGUCGCAUCGCAGCUUAUCGGGUUGUCCGCGUGCAAAUAAACCGAAGAGUAAGCCACGUGAUGGGCAGGAUUCGGAGCCGCUAAGAUGCCCCAUACCCGGCUGUGAUGGCUCAGGACAUUCAACUGGCAAAUUCUUAUCGCACAGAAGCGCCUCCGGCUGUCCCAUCGCGAAUCGUAAUAAAAUGCGAGUACUCGAAGCCGGCGGCACCGUAGAACAGCAUAAAGCCGCCGUCGCUGCGGCGACUGCGAUGAAGUUUGACGGCUGUGGCAGCGCUAGUCAGAGUAUGAAGAAACCGAAAUUCGAUGAUGUUACAAUGGUUUAUCCGAAGGGCUAUACAGGCAUCGACAUGAUGAUGGGCGGUGUCGGCUCCGCUGUAUCUUCGUCCGCUUCCGUUUCCAGUAAUAUUAGUAAUAGCAGCAACAACAACAAUAACGCUUCUGUCGUUAGCUCCUCAGCUGCUUUGGGUAAUGUUUCUUCCUCUGUCGCCGGUACAGCCACCUUACCGGACAGUCUACAAGGCAACAACAAUAACAAUACAAACAAUAACAACAGCGUUAGUAAUGCUGGCAGUGGCAACAGUUUAGCGUCGAACAGUAAUGUGCCCUCAGCAAUUGGCAGCAGUGGCGUCGGUAAUGGCAGUGGCAUUGUUGGUGAAGAUUUGAAUACACUCGAAGCUGAAAUAACGGAGCUGCAACGGGAGAAUGCACGCGUCGAAUCGCAAAUGAUGCGUUUGAAGUCCGAUAUAAAUGCCAUGGAAUCACAGUUGCACACCAGCGAUAGGGAGGCUUCUCCGCUGAGUACUCAUCAACAGCGUAAUCUCUCUGCGGUGACUAUCAAUGCUGGAGGAGCAACAGCUCUUGCGAGCGUCUCCUCCAGCGCCUCGAUCGCGUCCCCGCUCAGCAAUCACAACAGCGGCAAUGGCAACGCCAACGGCAACGGUAACAUCGGCAACAGCGCCAACAGCAACGGUAACAUCAACAUCAACGGUGGUAGCGGAGCCGGAGGCAGCAGUAACACCAACACCAAUCACAGCAGCAACACGCUCACCAGUACAAAUCUCACGCACACCCUCCCCAGCAGUCACACCGGCACCAUAGGCAGUCACGGUCAUAGUCACAGCGGCAGCUAUUUAACACCACCACCCAGCGUCAGCCUCAGCACCAGCUCAUCCUCUGCGAGUAGUGGUGGUCCACCCGCAUCUAGUUCCUAUUAUGAAAGUUUACGCAACAAUGUCAUUACACUACUCGAACAUGUACGUCUGCCACCACCCGGCGGUAAUGGUGUGCCGAGUAUGAGUGCGAGUCCGUUGGGUGGUGGGCAUGGUGGUGGUGGCGGCAAUAAUGUGAGUAGCACCAGCUUGGGCGGUCAUCCAACUGACGCAAUUGGUAAUAGUUUAUCUGGUUUACCUGCCACUGCUGAGGUGUUGAGUAAUCAGCAAUUGACCAGCGCUUAUGGCAUGCCACAUGCAACACAUCCCACACUCAUACCGCCGAGUCCAUUGCCUACAGCUUCUAUAGCACCAACGAAUGUAGUUAGCGGUGCCGUAUCUAUGUAUGCCGCGCCACCUCAUCACUUGGCUGGCACACAUCCAGGUAUGUUAGGGCCACCACCACCACCGCCACCGCCUCCACAUAGCGCCGGUAUGCCGCCACAUCAUCCGUACACCGUACAUCAUCCAGCUAGCUAUGGUCAUCACGAGCCCUUCGACUCGUACAUAUCAAAACUUCAGUCACUAUGUGUACCCCCAGAUGUUUAUGCAUUACCAGAUGAUGGUAGUCGAGGAGCUGUAUACGACCCUGUUAAGCCAAGUUUGCAUCAAGAUUACACACUAAUGCCGACGCCGAUAUAAGCGUGGAUGAGAAGUGAAUUGGAGAGGGAGAGAGAUUAUUGGAGUUAAAUGAAGAACGAAAUAAACUUUAGAAGGAUAGGGGUGUAAGUAGUCAACUCGCAUUUGCAUAUGUAUAUGUAAAUAAAUAUUUGUAUAUAGAAAUUUAUUCUUAAAUAAGCCUUGAUGGGGUAUUUCAAUUGUCUGGUUUUUAAUCGGGAGUUCCAUCCGUCUCUCUCAUUCGGAUACGGAAUUACAUUCCAGAAGUCACCACUACUUAUGAUACCGAGAGUUUCGGCAUUCAUUGCAUAUGAAACUGUCUUUAGAGUCUUUUUUAUCCUCAAAAUGACGGCUGAGACUAAGAAAAUAAGAGCAUUCUUGAAUAAAGCUAAAUUGUAAUGAUUUCUAAUUUUUAAAUAUGCAGCAUACAUACAUACAUGGCAGCGUUUGAGAUUUCCAUAGAUAACUAGAUGUACGAAAUCUCCAUUUUUAAGGGCAGGGAGGCGUUUCAAUAAUUUUUCAGAAUGUAUCUGAAAUAUAAU
This is a messenger RNA of Ceratitis capitata (Mediterranean fruit fly), 6374 nucleotides long. RefSeq lists its product as uncharacterized. Bases 298 to 5856 code for a protein of 1852 amino acids. Gene Ontology annotation, molecular function: RNA polymerase II cis-regulatory region sequence-specific DNA binding; DNA-binding transcription factor activity, RNA polymerase II-specific; zinc ion binding. The record is from RefSeq and is a predicted model, not a curated record. The transcript has 14 exons. Gene Ontology annotation, cellular component: nucleus. Gene Ontology annotation, biological process: regulation of transcription by RNA polymerase II. NCBI's taxonomy places the organism in Eukaryota, Metazoa, Arthropoda, Insecta, Diptera, Tephritidae.